AUGUCGAUCUUGGUGGCAUGGAAACUUACAUUGCAAGGGGCCGAUAUCCUCGCGUACAGCGACAGUGCAUCUCCGUGUCAAGUGUUCAUCCCAGACUGCUUCAACGAUAAUACCGCGAAUAUCGAUUGGAUGCCACCAGACAACGAGGAAAAGCAGAAAGCACUGGGAGAGUGGUUUGGCAAUGCACAUCCGCCGACUCAUCUACCCAAAGUCAACGGUUUUCUCGAGGCAGCCGAGGCAGCUCACAAAGGAAUCAAACAAUGGGCUGUAGUCGGAUACUGCUGGGGUGGAAAGAUGACGAAUUUGCUUGCAGGAGAAGGUACUCGUUUCGAGGCCGCAGUCCAGACGAGUUCAGCGAUGGUCGAUCCAACAGAAGCGAAGAGUGUUACGAUCCCUACGAUGAUCUUGGCCAGUAAAGAGGAACCAAAAGAUGCUGUUGAGGAGUACGUUGCGAAUCUGGUAGUCUCGAGGCACGUUGAAACUUUUGGAGAUCAAGUCCACGGCUUCAUGGGUGCAAGAGCUGACUUGGCAGAUGCGAACGUCAAGAAAGAGUACGAGCGAGGAUAUCAACUCGUCUUACAGUUUCUGCACGAGCAAACCAAAUAG
This is a messenger RNA of Lithohypha guttulata, 606 nucleotides long. RefSeq lists its product as uncharacterized. The record is from RefSeq and is a predicted model, not a curated record. Bases 1 to 606 code for a protein of 201 amino acids. The transcript has 2 exons. Gene Ontology annotation, molecular function: hydrolase activity. NCBI's taxonomy places the organism in Eukaryota, Fungi, Ascomycota, Eurotiomycetes, Chaetothyriales, Trichomeriaceae.